GCCCGAUCGGCAAGUUCUCCGUCGGCCGCUUCUGGUGCUUCGCCGUGCGCGCGCGCGACCGCACCCUGGGCCGGGACUUCCGCGGCGGCACCCGCAUGGGUAUCGUCGCGGUGCCGCCGAGGCCGCCGGUGCCGGACAGCCUCCUGGUGCAGCCAGGCUACAGCUGGGUGCUCGGGCGCGGUGUGGUCCGCGGGCCCGACAUGGAGGCCCAGGCGAUGCCGCAGGCCGACUUCGACGGCCUGGCCGAGGUGGCCCCAUUGCUGGCGGGGGCGGCCGCCGCGACCCUGCUCGCGGCGCGCAGG
Messenger RNA from Prorocentrum cordatum, 302 nucleotides. NCBI's taxonomy places the organism in Eukaryota, Dinophyceae, Prorocentrales, Prorocentraceae. The record is from the annotation of a GenBank genome assembly.